AUGAGCGCCGUCCUACCGGGCAAGCCACAGUCCAGACCUCAGGGUCUCGCUGUGGGCUAUUGGGACAAGAGGCAUCUGAACGUAUACGUAACCGGAAACGCCCUCACGAUCCUCGAUGACGUUGGCGCCAUUGUCCAGACCAUCUACGAUGACGACGAGCAACCUCUCGAAGCUGUUGUAUUUGACGAAUUAACUGGCAAGAUCGCCAGCUGCACAUCCUCCGUCGUCCGAGUGUACAAACCCCUAGGGCUGCAGGAUAAUGCUCUCAAGUGGGCUCUCGAGUCAACCUUCGAUAUUCCCAACCCUACCUCGGAAACACCAUGUGCCCUAUCUUGGGGAAGCUCAGAGGAGCUUCUCGUAGCGACCACUUCACUCUCCCUAUUUACGACAAAGGGCUCUGCCGAGUGUAUCUGGCAAAAACAGCUUCCGAACCCGGUCAAAUCUGCCCUACUCUCUUACGACUCAGCCUUCAUCGUGAGCAUUGGCCAUUAUGAUCGACUUCCCAAGGUCUGGCGCCGGUUGGCAUAUGGGAGAGACGAGGUGCGCUUCGAUAUGUCCUAUCUCCGUCACCCCGGUAUCGUCGCUACAAUCAGGUGGCGUAAGCCGUUCCAUGUGGAGCAGGCUGCUGAGAACGUCCUGUAUACGUUUUCCACCGAUUCAACGGUCCGCAUUUGGACGCCCGCAGAAGCCUCCGAGGGGAAAAGCUGGCGCCUUUGGGGCCAUGUUGACAUUGGAGCAUCUCUUCAGGAUGGGCCGCCAUUGGCGCAUGACGUGCAGUUGGCAUUCGUCAUUGACGGUCGAGACUUCACAACUUCUGUCGAGCGCGUAGUCCAAGACCAAAUGGCUGACGAUGCCAGUACUGACGACGUGGCUCUGGAUCAUCUAGUCGCCAUAGCACGGAGGAAUCCCGAGAUAUGCGUUGCUGUGGAUAGCUAUGGAUUGGUGUCAGCGUGGGCGUUCGAGAAUGUGGGAAGCAGUAACAACGGCUCCCCAAGCAUCUUCACGAUUGCGAAAAUCAAGUCUCGACAAGUGGAUCUUCUUGGUGGCUUUCUCUCUCUGAAGGACCUGCCGCACGUGGAAGUUCAGACAUAUUGUGAUAAACACACCGGGCGGCUGCACAUCCUUUUACACUCGUUUGACGGCAGAAUUGGUGUUCUAACCGCCAACGUCGCAGACUUGUUUGAUCCUACGACCAAUAACCAUCGUCUUUCCUUGGAUACCGUCUGGUCAGGGCAUUCCAAAUCCAUCAAGAAAAUGGUGCGUAAUUUCAGUGGCCGUGCGGUCGUCUCGAGAACCGGAGGUGGGGAGAGCAUUGUUUGGAAGCAUCCCGUCUCCUCAAAUCGGGCCUCGAAAUCGAAUCUCACUCGCCAAUGCGUUGUUCCCAAUAAAAGUCGGGUCCAUCGCAUCUGCGUCCUCCGCAAGGGCCGAUUCGUGGUCUUCCUUUACGAGGACGAGAAGCGGGUUGUGCUUUGGGAUUGCCGUUCGAGAACGGCGACUCUUCUUGGAAAAUGCCAGUAUGAGGUCGAGGGCAAACCCUUAUGUCUAAUCAUUCUCCCUCGUCCACAAGUGAAGGAUUACGCUACAGCUCAUAUUGCAACAGUGACUUCUCUAGGGAAAGGGAUUGUGUGGGAGGUGAAACUACCUCCCUAUUUCGAAGACCCUAUGUCUGUACGUGGCACUGGCGUCCGUGAGUUCUGUCGGUUCGAACUGGAAGCCGAUUCUCUGUCAUACAUGUUACCUGUUGAUCCAGCAGGCUCGGCUCCGGUAGAACACGGUUUUCUCGAUGUCUUCGCUCGAGAUAUCGCUAUCUCCUACACACACGAAGGUCGUGUUGACUUCUGGACUGCCCGUGUCAACCUUGAAAAACGGAGUGUUGAAUGGUUGUCAACCUGUUAUACUGAGACUGGCUUAUCUGAGCCAGCCCUGGUCAGCGGAAGUAUGCUGAGGAAAGCCUCUGUAGUCGACUCGACACGGUCGCAAGUGACAAUUUGGGAUAUCGGAGGCACCCGCCUUGAGUUUAGUGAAGACUAUACAGCCCAUGAGGUUGUGCAAGAUCUCGACUGGACAUCGACCCCUGAUUCGCAGUCUAUUUUAGCCGUGGGGUUCCAAUACCGGGUUCUUCUACUUUCUCAAAUGCGUUUUGAUUAUUUGAACAAGGGUCCUGCUUGGAGCGCCAUUCGAGAGAUCAGCAUUCGUGAACUUACGCCUCAUCCGAUCGGAGACUCAACUUGGUUGGGUGAUGGUCAUCUUGUGAUUGGGGCAGGGAAUCAAAUGUUUGUUUACGAUCGGAAUGUUGCUAGCUGUGACCAGCUUCUAAGUAGCAUUCGUCUGCCUCAGAAGAAAGAUGGUACCUGGGACCUCUUUGACGCCGUACAAAGAUUCAACGGUCCGCUGCCCGUUUUUCACCCGCAGUUUCUUAGCCAGUGUAUUUUGGCUGGCAAGAGUAACCUUGUUUGCCGGAUUCUUGUGUCGUUGCACAAAACUUUGAAGUAUUAUAUCCAAGGCGAGCCUCUGGAUGACUAUCUCGGGAUUGACCUUGAGGAGUUUUUUAUUCAAUCCGAACAGCGAACUCGGACAAGCGAGAAAAUCAACGGAUCGUAUCUUGACUCUGGUCUAGAUGAAGACGAGGAUGAUGAUACUUUUACUGAGCAAACUGCGGCGGCCAUCAAUGAUAAAUUGUUGAAGAUCAGCAUACCACAACUGUCCGGCCACGAGCAAAUGCAGCUCGCGGAUAUCACCGAAUGUUCAGCUACCGUCGAGCGACACAGGCGCUCUAUGGAUGAAAACGCUGCUCGCUUUAUGCUCUUCGUUCGCCAGAAUGCUCUACGCAAAGGACAAGCCAAUGACUUGCACCUUUCUUGGAGGGAAGUGAAUUGGGCAUACCAUUCUACGAGUCAGGAUAUCUUGGUAGACUUUGUGUCACGACAGAAUCAUGGCAACAUGCUUUGGUCCAACGCUCGCGAGAAUGGUCUCUUCAUGUGGUUGACAGAUAUAAACACUGUGAGGGCUCAAUUCGAGAUGAUUGCGAGGAAUGAGUACACCAGGGAUGAGGAUAAAAACCCCGUGGGCUGCAGUCUCUACUACCUGGCACUUCGUAAAAAGACGGUGCUCCAAGGGUUAUGGCGCAUGGCUCUAGCGAACAAAGAACAGAUUGCCACGCAGCGGUUACUGGCUAACAACUUUGCUGAUCCGAAAUGGAAGACGACAGCUUUAAAGAAUGCAUAUGCAUUGCUAAGUAAACGACGGUUCGAGUAUGCGGCCGCAUUCUUUCUCCUUGCCGACAACCUCGAAAGUGCAGUUGAUAUCUGCCUACACCAAAUGAAAGAUAUCCAGUUGGCCAUCGCAAUAGCACGUGUAUAUGGAGGGGAUGAGAGCCCUGUGCUGCGCAAGAUCCUACACGAUGAAGUACUUCUGUUGGCGGCCCAGGAAGGCAACCGAUGGUUGGCAUCGUGGGCUUUCUGGAUGCUGGGUCGAAAGGACAUGGCCGUCCGAGCUCUUGUUACGCCUGUGUACGACCUUGUAGAGACACCCUGUUCUCCAGAUAUCAAGUCCCGCCUAUUUUUGACGGAUGAUCCGGCGCUCGUGGUUCUCUAUUCACAGCUUCGACAACAAACUUUACAAACGCUCCGAGGAGCAUCCAAGGUCACGCCCAAGGUGGAGUGGGGGUUUGUUCUGCAUAGCGCAAAACUUUACGACCGUAUGGGUUGUGAUCUCCUUGGCCUAGAUUUAGUCCGCAACUGGGAGUUCCAGCAGAUGUCCACAAUUACACAGAUUGGUGGUAACGUCAAUCCUCUCCAAUUACUCCGAAGAAGGAGUUCACUCGUUGUCGAUGAUCGCCCUGCUUUAGGCAUAGAGCGCAAGAUUAUGAUCGAAGGGCCGAAGAAGCCCAAGGCAGCACCAACGACGUUCCAAGAACCUGACGCAGGAUCUCUCCUGGAUAGCUUUGGAUUUUAG
This is a messenger RNA of Clonostachys solani, 3954 nucleotides long. The record is from the annotation of a GenBank genome assembly. Lineage: Eukaryota; Fungi; Ascomycota; Sordariomycetes; Hypocreales; Bionectriaceae.